Cryptomeria japonica (Japanese cedar) is the source of this 771-nucleotide messenger RNA. RefSeq names its product LOB domain-containing protein 10-like. The record is from RefSeq and is a predicted model, not a curated record. The transcript is spliced from 3 exons. Gene Ontology annotation, molecular function: aspartic-type endopeptidase activity. Gene Ontology annotation, biological process: proteolysis. Bases 1 to 771 code for a protein of 256 amino acids. NCBI's taxonomy places the organism in Eukaryota, Viridiplantae, Streptophyta, Pinopsida, Cupressales, Cupressaceae.
AUGGAGACGCAUGAAGACAAGGCAGAAUCUAAGGUAGCACAAACUUGCAUAGAAGGAAAUCAUGAGCAGAUCAUUGAAGCUAAUCCAUAUGCCACAGUAGCUGCUACAAGGAUAUUGCCCCGGGAGGAUGAGGAGAGAUUGUUCCAUUCACAAAUGUGGGUCAAAGUAAAAGCCCUGCACUUUAUCGUUGAUAGUGGAAGUCAAGAGAACCUAAUAUCAACAGAGACUGUGAAGAGAAUGAAUCUGAAAAACAACCCACCCGCAAUCUUAUUGAAUGGGAUGGCUGCACAGUGUUGGGGAAUAUCAAAAGGAAAGAUGGCACCUUCGGCCUGCGCAGCUUGUCGAUUUCAGCGCAAGAAAUGCUCAGCUGAAUGUCUGCUGGCUCAAUAUUUUCCACAGGACGGCGUUCAAAUGUUUGCGAUUGUGCAUGAGGCCUAUGGAAUUAGCCGUGUUGCCAAAUUGCUUAGAGAUGUUAAACCCGAGGAAAGAGCAGAUGCAGUUAAUAGUUUGGUGUAUGAAGCAAGUGCCAGGGUGGAGGACCCUGUUUAUGGGUGUACAAGAGCAACCCACCAACUGCAGCAGCGGAUUGCAGAUUUGGAGUCCCAGUUGGCAGCCACGCAAGCAGAUCUCCUGAAUGACAAGCCUGUAUACCCUCUCACCAUUGGAGGUGAUGAUGCUGGAAAUGUUUUGUAUUCCCCCUCACAACACAGUCAAUAUAGCAUGUGUGAGGAGGAUCCCAUGCUGUUGUGGGAACUGCUAUGGCAUGUAUAA